AUGUUGGUCGCUGUGGUAGUCGCGUUCUUCGUGUGCUGGGCGCCAUUCCACGCCCAGAGGCUGGUCGCAAUAUACGGAACGAGGGAAGACCAUCUUGCAAAAUCGCCCACCCUCCUUGCGAUAUAUUCUUCUCUAACGUACAUCUCAGGAGUAUUUUACUACAUGUCUACUUGUAUAAACCCAAUUUUCUAUCACAUCAUGUCGAACAAGUUUCGAGACGCAUUUAAGAACUCGAUGUCGCAUUCUUGUUGUCGGAGUAAAGACAGUACAAACAACAAGCGCAACUUUUAUACGGCAAUGCCUCUUUCACAGAGAACUACUUCUAAUGGUACCAAAAACUCAGACAAGUCUUUCGGCAACCGAUCGUUAAAAUCCAGAAGUUUCGAAGCAACGGAGAGAGGAACAAGAUAUACGGAAAGAGAAUUCUGUCCCAGUUGCAAAAAUACAAAAAAAUUGACAGUGCCUCUGACGGAAUUGGAACUAAGACACAUAAACGAAUCUCAACAUCAA
This is a messenger RNA of Iphiclides podalirius (scarce swallowtail), 510 nucleotides long. NCBI's taxonomy places the organism in Eukaryota, Metazoa, Arthropoda, Insecta, Lepidoptera, Papilionidae. The record is from the annotation of a GenBank genome assembly.